UAUGUAUGUGUCUACGCUUCCUCUUUGUAUUCUUCCUCUCUCUCUCUCUCUCUCUGCCCAUAAAAAAGAUAUCUUUGCUAUGGAUUCUCUUCUCUUCUCUCGGUUUCUCAGCUCUCCUAGUCGGAACUUUGUCACUUUCCGGCUAUCUCCCUCAACUCUCCGCCCACUCAUUAAGCUUCUGGCUUAGUCUCCUCUUCUUCUUCCGAUCAUAUUUCUCCGGAAUAUUCUAAGGGAAUUUUGGGUAGCUGAGAGGGGGGUGAUAUGAGGCUUUCAUCCAUGUUCAAUGGGCUUGCUAGGACCCUCUCAUUCAGGAAAGGGAGGAGCAAUUCUGAGGAGGGUGGGAGAGAAGCUGUGGAAGCCAUGGCUAAGAUGGCCAAGAAAAAUGAUUUGAUACUGAGAUCUUCUGGUGCCAUAAAUGUUGAUGGCUCUAGGAAUUUUGCUUCUGUUUUCUCCAAAAGAGGAGAGAAAGGCACCAACCAAGAUUGCUUCAUUGUUUGGGAGGAAUUUGGAUGCCAAGAAGACAUGGUAUAUUGUGGUAUAUUUGAUGGGCAUGGCCCUUGGGGACAUUUCGUGGCAAAGAUGGUUCGAGAAUCUAUGCCAUCAUCGCUGCUUUGUUAUUGGCAGGAGUCACUGGCCGAGGCUUCAAUUGAUCCAGAUUUUGGUUUGGAUGCCGACAAAAAGCUUAAUAAGUUUAAUAUAUGGAAGAAUUCUUACCUCAAGGCUUGUGCUGCUAUAGAUCAGGAGCUGGAGCACCACCCGAGAAUCGAUUCAUUUUAUAGCGGAACCACCGCCUUGAGUGUUGUCAGACAGGGUGAGAUGAUUUUUAUUGCAAACGUUGGAGACUCUCGUGCUGUAUUGGCUACGACCGAGGAUGAUGGAAACAUGGUUGCAGUUCAGCUCACUAUCGAUUUUAAGCCCAAUCUACCUCAGGAAGCUGAGAGAAUAACACAGUGUAAUGGGCGCGUAUUCUGCUUGGAUGAUGAACCAGGGGUGCAUAGAGUGUGGCUGCCCGAUGAUGAAUCCCCAGGCCUCGCAAUGUCGAGAGCCUUUGGAGACUAUUGUGUGAAGGAUUUUGGACUUAUUUCUGUGCCCGAUGUGACGCAAAGGCACAUAACAAGCAGAGACCAAUUUGUCGUGCUGGCAACAGAUGGGGUGUGGGAUGUCAUAUCCAACCAAGAAGCGGUGCAAAUCGUGUCGACGGCUCCAGACAGGGCGAAAGCGGGCAAGCGGCUUGUUGAGUGCGCUGCUCGGGCGUGGAAACGCAAGCGGAGAGGGAUUGCGAUGGACGAUAUUUCUGCUGUUGUACUCUUCUUUCAUUCUUCUCCUUUGUGUCAGCAAAUUGUAAGUAGUGGUCUAUUGCUGGAUCAUAGCAGUUAAUGGAUGGACAUCUGAAGUCAAUAAUAGGGGUUUACUAUUUCCUCCCAAGAAUGGAGGGGGCCUUCAAUUUUUGGUAUA
Molecule: messenger RNA, 1455 nt
Organism: Ipomoea triloba (trilobed morning glory)
Lineage: Eukaryota; Viridiplantae; Streptophyta; Magnoliopsida; Solanales; Convolvulaceae
Product: probable protein phosphatase 2C 34
Exons: 6
Coding region: 262-1377 (371 amino acids)
Biological process (GO): protein dephosphorylation
Molecular function (GO): protein serine/threonine phosphatase activity
Source: RefSeq, a predicted model, not a curated record